Messenger RNA from Papilio polytes (common Mormon), 866 nucleotides. It is a transcript of the gene EMC8-9, whose product is annotated as ER membrane protein complex subunit 8/9 homolog. NCBI's taxonomy places the organism in Eukaryota, Metazoa, Arthropoda, Insecta, Lepidoptera, Papilionidae. Gene Ontology annotation, cellular component: EMC complex. The record is from RefSeq and is a predicted model, not a curated record. Bases 114 to 791 code for a protein of 225 amino acids. The transcript is spliced from 4 exons.
AAAUUAUAAUUAAAAGAUUAUCAUCGAUUGUCUUUUUAAACUUCUAUUUCUUCGUAAAUUUACAUUUAUAUCAAUUUCUAAUACAUUCCACAUAACUUAAAAAUAGAUUUAAAAUGAGUGAAGUAACAUUAGAAACAAUUCCAUACGCAAAAAUCAUGUUACAUGCAGCGAAAUAUCCUUCCUGUGCUGUGACUGGAAUACUUUUAGCUGAUGGUACAAAUAUUAGAGAUGGUGCUAAAAACCAAGAUUUAAAUAUUGUUGAUGCUAUACCAUUAUUCCAUCAUAGUCAUUAUUUAUCACCAAUGGCAGAAAUAGCUUUGACACAGAUAGACACAAUGGCACAAGCAGAUAACCGCGUAAUCGCGGGAUAUUAUGCAGCUUGUGAAAACUUUAGGGACAACACAGUUGAAAAAUGCCCAGGGCAAAAGAUAGCCGAGAAGAUUGCGGAAGUUUUUCCAUCUGCUGUGUUUAUUGUGGUGGAUAAUAAAAAAGUGAUGAAGCAUCUUGAUUCACCAGCGAUUAAACUACACAAUUAUAGCGACGGAAAAUGGAAGCCUAAAGACACAAGUAACAUUAUUUACCAACAGCCUUAUGUAUUAGAGACAGUAUCAUAUUUAAUGCAAGCCCUUGUGUAUAAGGAUUUGGUAGAUUUUGACAACUAUUUGGAUGAUCUGACACUGGAUUGGACGAACCUCGGUAUUGAGAAAGUAAUUGCAAGUAUUAACGCGUCGAAUAACAUUGAAAGAGAAUAUAUAGAAGGAAAAGGCAAUGAGGAGGAUAAUGAAUAUUAAAAAAAAUAGUUUAUUGUAAAUUUUGUUUUUAAAUGUAUGUGAAAAAGAGUUUUUUACAAGACAGUGUAACUAAGA